GUGUUAAAAUGUUCCCGGUCAAAGUGAUCCUACAAUUCGUCCUCAUUUUAAUAUUUUUUGACACGUUUCUCUUCGGAAAAGCAGAUGGGAUGUUCGAUAAGAUAAAAACUGGUUUUCGAUACGCGAACGAUUACUUAGAAAUCGUCAAGGACGUAGCCAAUCUUGUAUCUCAAAGUUUGAAUCCUGAAAAGGAAGAAUCUUCUAAACGUGGAGAUCACGAAGGAGAUGAGAAAAAUCAAGAUUUUGGUCCGACCAACGUAAUCUCAGCAUUCUUCAGAUUACUCGGUCUUGAUUCACAAAAGAUCGCAGCUAUUGCAGUGAACAGUGUCAUUUUUCUCGCACAAAUGAUCAGUUCUCUUUUCGGAUUACCAUCGGUGAAAGACAAUAAAGUUGAUCGAUCCAUUGAAACUGAGUCACCUUGGGAUCCACUGAAAUUUAUCCUAGAGAAUAAAAAUGAUAAAAUGACAAGAUUGAUCGAGGAGGCUCGAAACGAGGCACUUCCGGAUCGAUUGAUGGACACAAUAGAUGGUUUCGAUUCAGCCUGCAUCAGAUUGUUACUUUGUAAAGCAUCUAUAGUGAUCAGAUCUGCUCAAGAGUCUCUGAAGAAGAAGAAGUCAAACGGGAUUCGUUCGUUUACCGCUUGGCUUCCGUCUAAAGAAGACUUCGAGAGGAACUCCGAUGAGUGUGAGGACAAAUACACAGAUUGUAGAUUAUUUCCGGAAUCAUGAGUUCAAGGAAGACGAGGAGAGAUAGAGAGAGAGAGAGAGAGAGAGAGGAGAGAGGAACAGAGAAAGAGAAAGACAGAAGAUCCAAAGAUCCUGAAAUAAAAUCUCCAACAAUGUGUCUAUUAUUAUUUUUUUGUUUACUUCAUUCUCUUACGGACGCUAAUGUUUCAUAUUCACUUUGUACAGAAUUUUUCAUCGAUUCAGAUGUCAAGAGGAUUUGUCACAUUAAAACUGUGCUUUUACUGUCGAAAUUUAAAUAAUAUCGAUACGUAGAUCUCAUUUUUUUUUUUUUUUUUUUUUUUU
Messenger RNA from Vespula pensylvanica (western yellowjacket), 1028 nucleotides. RefSeq lists its product as uncharacterized. The record is from RefSeq and is a predicted model, not a curated record. Bases 9 to 728 code for a protein of 239 amino acids. The transcript has 4 exons. NCBI's taxonomy places the organism in Eukaryota, Metazoa, Arthropoda, Insecta, Hymenoptera, Vespidae.